AUGAAGUUUGGAGUUCCGAUCUUGUCCUUCGCUUUCUUCUGCACACCUUUAGCUCUUUGCUGGCAACCUGCACCUCUUUGGUCAUCAACGAAUUCCAGACUCUUCACGUUCAAGAAAUCAGUGCGAAGGGAUGCAUGUAUCACAUUCAUUCGCUCUUCUUUGGAAUCAAGCUCGGCAUUAAAGCAUAUAGACCAGAUCGUCAAAGCUGUUCCGGUUCAACCGCGAGCAGUGUAUUUCUACGAUUUUCUUGAGGAUGGCAGAUCAAGUUUCUCAGAGAAGAACUGGAUGAUGGAGGUCGAGGACAAAGAAUUUUCAAACGAGGAGGCAGGGAGAUGGGAGUCGUUCUUCUUGAAGGACGUUGGUGUUGUCCGUACGCGCAAGUCGCAUCCGGCGGACGGCGGCCUCGGGCAUGUUGUGUGGAACAGUGCUCGGGUAUUAUCUGCCCUUCUCUUGAACGAAGAUUCAGACAUGAAGACCAACUUCGAUGGCAAGAGAGUCCUUGAGCUCGGAGCAGGCGCAGGGCUGAUGGGCCUCUCCAUCGCCAGGAAGCACCCUGAGGCUUCGGUGGACUUGACCGACUACCUGCCGUGCCUUGUUGAUAACAUCCGGGAGGUUUCCGAGAGGGAGAGCAUGGAGAACAUCGAUGCCUGGGUCUUGGAUUGGAAGAAUGGGCUGAUUCCCGAAUGGAUUCCUCCGAGGACUUGUUAUGACGUGAUCAUAGCGACUGAUUGCAUCUAUCAUCACAUCCCCGCGGAUUUCACAGCAACGGUCCUGAAAUUCAUCGAGCACAACCCCAAUGCAAGGAUCUUGAUCUCAUCUCCAAGCAACCGAAACGGAAUUCCUCUCGUGGUUGAUCGUCUUCAGAUGAUUGAGGACAGGCAAGUAGAAGUUCGUCAGCUGCAGAUGAUAGGCUAUCAAGUCAUCCCCGCUGUUAGCGAGGACGCCUCUGAUAUCCGAUUCAAAAAGUUUGUUGAUCACUCAAAUUUCACGCUCAUAGACAUCCAGUGA
This is a messenger RNA of Guillardia theta CCMP2712, 1008 nucleotides long. RefSeq lists its product as hypothetical. NCBI's taxonomy places the organism in Eukaryota, Cryptophyceae, Pyrenomonadales, Geminigeraceae. The transcript is spliced from 6 exons. Bases 1 to 1008 code for a protein of 335 amino acids. The record is from RefSeq and is a predicted model, not a curated record.